GAGUACAAAGUUGAACUUGACACUUCACAGCUGAUCAUACGUAAUCGAAGUAAUUUACUGAGAGCUUAGUCGCGAUGAUAAUAAAUAAUGGUGAUGAAUAGUGUAUAUAGAGUAAUUAUUAGUACUUUAGUGUUGAAUCAGUGCAUAGCAUACUUCAAUGUUGAUAAUCAUGAUGAAUGUUUUUGUCAAUUAUCCGGUAACAUUGAUGAAUGUACAUGUAACAUUGAUACAGUGGAUCAUUUUAAUAAUGUUAAAAUCUACCCCAGGCUGAAAAGUUUACUUCUAAAAGACUAUUUCAGAUUGUAUAAGGUAACCUUUUAAGCUAUUUAAAUGUAAUUUUGGAGAAAGUAUGUUACACUCAUAACCCAAAAAAGAUAAUGUAUGUCAUGCCUACUAAUUAUUUUCAUGUAAACGGCACUUACUAUUCUUAUUGAAGGGUAUGAAUAUAUAAAUUAUGCAUUAUGUUAAGUAAGUAAAUAAGAUAUCUCACUAUUGAAUAUUGAAAAUUCAAAAAAUCACUUGUAACCUUUUAGUAUACAAUAAAAACAAUAUAUUUAAGUCAUAUAAAAUGAAUAAAAAAACUGAAAGUUGGUCAAAAAUGAGGAUUUUAAGUGUUAAGUGUGAAAAUAUCUAUGUCAUUGUGAAAAAUUGGCAACUUUUGUAAUAUUUGAAAAAUUGAGAAUACUUUCAUACAAUUCUAUGUCAAUUAUUUAUUCAAAACACCAACGUUUUUACUGGUUUUCAAUCACAAUUUUUUGUCAUUAAUUCUUUCCUAGAUUGACACUGAUAUUAUCUUAAUUAGUUUCUAUGUAUAUGUGUGUCUGGUACAUUUAACAUUUUUAUCAUUCUUCAACAAUGGUUGUUACAGUUCGUUUCAUUUUUUAUAUAUUUAUAAAUGCCAUUAUUUUUCACAAUUGUUGUGUACAUUGUGUUCAAGCAAAAAACGGAAAUACUUUUCAUUGGAAUAUAUUAGAAAAAGUAGAAGAAUGUCAGUCAAAAAUUGAAAAUGUACAUAACUUUAAUAGUAUUGAAUUGUAUCCUACCUUGAGAAAACUUCUUAGUAAAGAUUUCUUCAGAUUUUAUGAGGUGAAUUUAAAAAGGCCAUGUCCAUUUUGGUUAGACGAUAGUAGAUGUGCAAUGAAAGACUGCCAUGUGAAACCUUGCCCACCUGAGGAGAUUCCUGAAGGACUCAAAGGAGAUACGCAACCAAAAGUAGUACAUGUAGAUCCCCAACCCAAAAGAAAAUAUUCAAAAAUGGUAAAUGAAGACUGCGCAACACAUCACAACGAUUUGGAUUAUUUGAAUAAGACCAUUUCUGAAAAACUACAAAAAGACUUGCAAAUGUGGGAGGCACAUGAUGAUGCUCUAGACAACUUUUGUGAUAUUGAUGAUGAUGAUGAAAAUGCUGAAUAUGUGGAUUUACUACUUAAUCCGGAGAGGUAUACAGGAUAUGCUGGACCCUCGGCUCAUAGAGUAUGGAAAAGUAUUUAUCUUGAAAACUGUUUCAGGCCGAAGAAAUCAUUUAAUUUUAAUCCAUACAUCCAGAGCAACAAAUUAAAUGAACUUUGUUUAGAAGAACGAGUCUUCUAUAGAUCAAUUUCCGGUCUGCACGCCAGCAUCAACACUCAUUUGUCUGCUAUUUAUUUGUUAUCAAAAAACAACGGGUUUGUUCUCGGAAAAGAUGAGGAAAAGUGGGGACCAAAUCUGGAAGAAUUCCUAAAAAGGUUUUCUCCUGAAACUACCAACGGAGAAGGUCCAAAUUGGUUGAGAAACUUAUAUUUUAUUUAUUUAGUUGAAUUAAGAGCGCUUGCCAAAGCAGCACCCUAUUUAGAAAAUGAAGAAUAUUAUACUGGUAAUGAUUCCAAUGACUGGGAUACACAAAUGGCUAUGAAAGAUCUUCUGCAUAUCAUCAGAUCAUUUCCGGACCAUUUCGAUGAAACAUCUAUGUUUAGAAAUAGCGAACAAGCAGAUAAACUCAAAUACGAAUUUAAACAACACUUUAGGAAUAUAACAAGAAUCAUGGACUGCGUGGGAUGCGACAAAUGUCGUUUAUGGGGAAAGCUCCAAACUCAAGGUCUGGGCACAGCUUUAAAAAUACUCUUCAGUGGAAAAUUUGAUGGUAUAACGCAAUUUGAAACAUUAGAUUCACACAACAAAAAAGAAUUUCAAUUGCAAAGGAAUGAAAUUGUAUCAUUAGUUAAUGCGUUUGGUAGAUUGUCAAAUAGUCUGUACAAAUUAGACGAUUUUAGACAAAUGAUGAGAGAGCGCAUGUGAUGUAUAGAGAAAAUUAAUAUUUCAUAAUAUUAUUCAUUAUUUUAUAUCUACUUUUUAGUUGAAAUCAAUGUUGACAUAACCAUUUCGACAAUUUUUACUUAAAAGGAUGAAAUUACUCAACUUUCAACAAUUAUGUCAAGACUACUGUAUAUUAACAGAAAAAUUUUAAAUUGAUUUUUUAAAAUUUUAAAUUACAUCUGCAUCUAUUUUCUAUUAUUAAUAAAUAUGUUUAAGUAAAACUUAUUUAUCUGUUGAUAUUGUUAUCACCAAAUAUUUCCAAUUAAAUAUUCAUUAUUUGAUGUAUAAGUUCUAAAAAAACUUUGGUUAGAACUAAAUUUUAUCAAUAUAUUGUAUUAGUGUGACAGAAAGUUGAUGUCUGGGUUCCAAACAAAUAUAUUAUAACCCUUAGCUACUGAAUACAUAAUUUUGUCAUGUAACGACUAUUGACUGAGAACAGUGAUCCCACAAACUGAUUAAAUAACAACAAAUAAGUAGUUAAGAAUAACUAUCAAAGGUCAAUUUUCUGGAACUGUUGGUGAAAUUGAAUAUACACAUAUACACUGUCAGACAUAUGUUUUGCGACCACUUUUCUUCCCCUGGAUGGCUCACCUUUUUGAUGUAGGGACAUUUUCUUCAAAUGUUGAAGGUAUUUUAAGUAAAAUUUUGAACUUAUUGGCUACAGCACUUCUUAAUUGUUGGGAGUUUAUACUGGGAGCGGACCCUGCCACUUCUGAUAAAGAUAUACACAACAGUUUGUGAGAAAACAUUCAUUGGUAACUUCGCACAUUUCUAUUUAUCAAGUUUCCAGAAAUGACCACUAAAAUUUAGCCCUGCAUCAUCCAAAGCACAAAGAAACUAAGAAUGUCUAUCUCUUUCUCUCCCCUCAAAUAAUUGGUGGAGGAAUAUCCAUGCUACAAUGGUUUGUGAUAAUUUUCAUAUUCCCAGUUGCAUAGUUAUGAUGGGAGUUUUGUAAUUCACUUCAACAUUUAUCGAGCAGAUCUAUAUCCAGUUUCAGUGCGUCAUUCAGACCGUUGUAGUUUAAGGUAUACAUUUGUAAUAAACUGAAAGUGUCAUACAAGAACAUUAUUGAAAUAAGCUUUAUAUAAUAUUAACUUUUUUCGAUUAUAAGAUUUAUUUGAACUGAACUACAGCAUUAUUUUGUAUAUAUUGAAAUGUGUAUAAUACCGUAAUUUUGAAGCUUAGAUCUAUGCUGAAUCUGUAUUCGUCAGUUCUUGUUAGAUUUUCUCUCGUCAAGUACUUGCUAUAAGAAAGUCAGUGAGGAGAUGUUACUUCUUUCUUUCAAAUUCUUUCUACUUCCAAAACUGUUUCUUAGUCAUUCUUCUUCUCCACAGAAAGGCGCAAAUGAAAGGUAUUUGUAUUCCUUUUGUUGUUAAUAUAUUGGUUUCCUGUAUGACCAGAAACCCAGACAUUUUUUCCCUUUUAUCAGAUUAUUAAUAUCAGCUUUGAAUCAAUAACAUAGAGGCUCAGUACUUCAAUAACCGUUUGACUACCAUCACAAUAUUCCGAGUAAUUUCUUUCCGGAUCAUUUUCAUGUAUCUUUUAAUUGUAUGUAAGGUGUUCAGGUACAAGUCUAGUAAUAAUGAGUUUUUGGUACAAGCCCUAAAUACCAAUUUCCCGUGGUGGUUUUCAAACUAUCUCUGUACCUGGACUUUCUUUUUGAACAGCCUCGUGGUUCUUUAUAAUUUCUACACUGAGAGGAUUCAUGAUGAGAUAUGCUUAUCGAGGACGAGGCUCUCUGAUUUUUGAUACUCAUUGCUCGCACCUUUCAUAAAGCCUGAUAAUGGCCUUAUAGGGUAAUAUUUAUCAUAAUGUUGAUUUACCCAUCACCUGAUUUCUAGAAAUGUUAUUUUGCUUCAGUCAUUGUCUAAAAGAUCCAACAUUGUUUUGGAUUUGUUUUUUGUACAAUAUCAAGCUAAUAAUAAGUUUACUUCUCAUUUGUAAAUCUAAAAAUAUUAACUUUUUUAUCAUCCCAGUGAUUUUAUUUAUAUCUGUUAUUUCAUAUUAUUCUUAAUGGAAAUAUAAAUUGUAUAAUUUACUAAUUUAUUAAAAUUAUGUACUGUACUGUAAUUUUGUACUUACAAAUUUGUCAAUACAAGAUUGUUAU
Messenger RNA from Diorhabda sublineata, 4399 nucleotides. RefSeq names its product ero1-like protein (gene Ero1L). Gene Ontology annotation, cellular component: endoplasmic reticulum membrane; endoplasmic reticulum. NCBI's taxonomy places the organism in Eukaryota, Metazoa, Arthropoda, Insecta, Coleoptera, Chrysomelidae. Gene Ontology annotation, biological process: protein folding in endoplasmic reticulum. Gene Ontology annotation, molecular function: FAD binding; protein-disulfide reductase activity; thiol oxidase activity. The transcript has 7 exons. The coding region runs from base 856 to 2274 and encodes 472 amino acids. The record is from RefSeq and is a predicted model, not a curated record.